AUGGCCCCUGUUGAGACCGAAUACUACGAUUUGCUAGGAGUGCCUGUGGAUGCGGAUGAUACGGUGCUCAAGAAGGGGUAUCGAAAGCAGGCCAUGAAGUAUCAUCCAGACAAAAAUCCAUCGGCAGAUGCAGAGGAGAAAUUCAAGGAAAUCAGUAAAGCAUACCAAGUACUGUCGGAUCCGAAUCUUCGUGCGGUAUACGAUAAGAAUGGCAAGAAGAUGGUCGACAAAGAAGGACCUAUCAACAUGGACGAUGCUGCUGGAUUCUUCGCUAACGUGUUCGGCGGUGAACGAUUCCAUGAUUACAUUGGAGAGAUUUCGAUAAUGAAGGACAUGACAUCUGUGGCCACCACCAUGAUGACCGACGAAGAAAAGGCUGAGAUUGAGAAGCAGAUGAACAGUGGCAACCCCAACGUGACGGGGGCCUCCACGCCCUCUGUAUCUGGUGCAGCCAGCACAACGCCCCCAGGUGCAGCACCGACAGCACCACAUACCCCAAGCACAUUGAGUGCUGCGUCUACUGCUGCUCCCCUUGUGUCAGAGGUCCAUGCCGAUGGUUCAAUUCCAGCUGCAGCUACUCACCCCCCAUCAGCUCCAGUUGCCCCGCCUUCACCUACCACUGGAUCUCACAUCGUCCCACACGGAUCUUCCCCGCAAUCUACCCCAUCCGUUAAUUCCGCCACUGUAGACAAAGAGACGGAGAAAAGGGAAGCGGCGCGACGAAAGGCUGAACAGAGAGAAAAACUUAGGGAACACGAAAAGGCUAGACGGAAGGCAAUGGAAGCCCGCGUUGCGAUGCUGACGAAGAAAAUGAUUGAACGUAUUAGGCCGUUUGUCGAGGCCAAAGACCCUGGAGGCAAAGAUGACCCGGAGUCUACUGCAUUUGCGGAGAAAAUGAAGCGCGAGGUUGAGGACUUGAAGCUGGAGAGUUUUGGUGUCGAGCUUUUGCAUACAAUUGGAAGCGUGUACAUGAUGAAAGCUUCUUCCUUCAUGAAAUCGAAGAAAUUCUUGGGAAUCCCUGGAUUUUUCUCAAGACUCAAAGAAAAAGGUACUUUGGCUAAGGAUGUUUGGGGAGUUAUUGGUAGCGCAUUGAGUGUGCGUGAAUUGAUGCUGGAAAUGGAAAAGGCUCAAGCUAAGGGUGACGUCGGUGAGGAAGAAUUGAGAGCUUUGGAGAUGGACGUCACUGGCAAGAUCAUGCUUGCAUCUUGGAGAGGUGCCCGUUUGGAAGUUAUCCAAGUUCUCCGAGAAGUGAUAGACAACGUGCUGAAAGAACCCGGACAGCCUGAAGCUGUUCUUGUUAACAGAGCCAAGGCUUUGCUUAUCACUGGUGCUAUCUUCAAAUCUGCCGUACCCGACGAAUCUGACGAAGAGCGCCGAGAGCUUGAGAGGAUGGUGCACGAAGCUGCCCAACCUAAAGCGAAAAAAAGUGCCACGGCCGCAGCCAAAGCCCGUCGUGAAGAGAUGAUAAAACAGCAGCAAGCUGCGGCUGCGGCCGCCCAGGAGAAGCCUGCUGGCUCUACAAAGGCAUAG
Molecule: messenger RNA, 1530 nt
Organism: Psilocybe cubensis
Lineage: Eukaryota; Fungi; Basidiomycota; Agaricomycetes; Agaricales; Agrocybaceae
Exons: 15
Coding region: 1-1530 (509 amino acids)
Biological process (GO): protein import into peroxisome matrix
Cellular component (GO): cytosol
Source: RefSeq, a predicted model, not a curated record